AGUACGUAAACUGCGUCGGGAAGGGAAGCACCAACCGUGCUUGCGGGGGCGACAGUGAAUGGUUCUAACCAUUUUCGUUGACGAACUAAAGAUAAACGAUAUGUGGUGAUUUUGUGGAAGUUUAUGCUCAUAAUAGUUGGAUCCAUCUAGUCUUCAUUAGUCAUAUAGUCACAAACUAUGUCACGAUCCACCAUGCCGACCACAUCGUCCGAACACUCGACCCCGACUUCAGCUAAGGUGAAGCGCAACCCUUCGAGCGUCAGCCGGAAGAGCAACGGCGACAGCUACAACCUCAGCAACGGCAAGACCUCCCCGUUGAAGCCCAAGUCGAAGCCAUGCUGUUCCCAGUACCACCUGAACAGCGUGUGGUCCAUCUGGUACUGCCUGGUGAGCCUCGGUUUUAUGGCCUACCUGGUGUACAACGGCGUGAAGAGGUUCCUGCUGUACGCGUCCUUGCCCUGGCCCCAAGACCCGCCCUUCGUCGAACUCAACGCCUACGUCGGACUCGUGGGCGCGUCCGUGGUGCUGCUGCCCUUCUUCCUCGUGACGUCACUGCUGAAGGUGGGCAACUUGGGCAACGACGGAUUCAAGCUUGGGGCGUCCCUCUCCACCUGCAGUAGGGACCCCCCGCCGGUACUCGAAGCGGCUAAGGGAGUCGUUAGGAACUUGUGGUUACACGGAGUGCCGACAGCGCCCUUUCUUCACCUGGUGGCCGCCUUCUGCCUCCUCCUUCCCCGGACCCUGAUGGACGCUACUCUUAUCUCCGCCGGAUUCCUUCCCAAGGAAGAGAUCUGGCGCACGGACCUGGACUUCCUGGUGCCGCACAACGACCGCGUGGCCGUGCUGGCGCCAACGUGACCAUCAGCCCCCACACGCCGUCGCCGCCGCCCACGCCCGCCCACGGACUCCGCGCGCCCCAUCGUCACCCGUGAGGAGGCGCUGCCCAAGGCGCUGCCGGAGGAGUCCUUCGCCCGCCUGCCGGAGAACGGCGGAGUGGAGCCCGUCUCGCCCGAGCUGCUCAACUACGCCGUCGCGCUGCUGGUCUUCGCUAUCAGGUACCCGUCGGUGUUCUGGCACACUAACAAGGCUUUUGGCAUCCUGUUCUCCCUUCAGCUGGUCGUUAACGGCGUGCACACCAUUCUCACCCUUGCGGCCUUCAACAUCCUCUACAAGCUCCACGUCUGCGGACCCGAGAAGGAGCUCCACGGCGCCGAGAGUUUCCUGCUCAACCUGCCUGCCACCGUCGGCCUCAUGCUGGUGGCUGUCAUGGUGGUCACGGUCUCCUCCUCCGCCAUCUACUUCUACGGCUACCAGAAGUUCAAUAGCUUCUUGAUCAAGAGCAAGCAGCGAUUCCACAUCACGUUGGCAACUACGACAAACGAGCCUACGAGAUCCGCCGUACGCCCCUCACGCGCCGCCCUCGUGCCCUGGUCGCCUGGGUCUGUCCCACGGGCCGCUCCUGUGGGACCUCUCCUCGUGUACAGGGGCUCCCUCGACGCCGUGGUCCUCGCUGCCGUCAUCGGGACCAUCGUGCAUCUGUUCCUGUGGAUCGUGGUGUGGCUGCUGCUCACGGUCAAGUCCAAGUGGGAGUUCAAGUUGCGCGUGACGGUCGCCCGCGCGUGCGUCGCCUCCGCCCGCUCCAUCAAGCUCGUGAACGACGUCGAGCUGAUCUCCAGACCCCAGCCACGCCCACACGCCCUCCUGGUCGUGGGCGCCGGGAAGGCCUAUGCCAUCACGGACGCCACGCCCAAAAAGAGCAUCAUGAGUGUUGUUCAGAAGGACAAGCGCGCGCGAGGCCACCAGGAGGAGAUCUACUGGCUGAGGCCCACGCAGCCCGCGCUCCCCCCCGGCAAGAGCAUGUCGCCGCGGGCCAAGGUCACCUUCGACGAGGCAGGGAUCAUGACGUCGCCAAGGAGAGCGCGGGUCAACAAGUCGCCGAAGCCACAGAAGUCGACCUACCGCCGCGCCUCCACGCUCUCGGAAUCGGAGGAUGAGGCUGGCGACUACGCGCUGCUGAGGGAGGGGCCGGAGAACACGACUCAGCAGGCGGCACAGGAGGAGGACCCGAGAUACGUUGACCGGCAGCAGAUCCUGGCCUACCGUCGCGCCAUGGAGGAGCGCCUGUCCUCGCAGCCCUCGCAGGUGUCCUCGCUAGACACGCAGGGUCCCCUCACGCCACGCAGCACAAGGAGCAACGACUCAGGGAUGGUGCAGGAGGAACGGUCUCAGCGCAGUGACUCAGUCUCCACCUCCUCCUCCAACACGCCGCCGGAGAACUCAGAGGAGUCGGGAGUGCACUCCGGGGCCACUGACUUGAUGAGGAACAGGUCGAACAGCGUGGACGACCUGACGCAGCUGCCCCCGACCCAACCAGGUGCUGACCCCCCCGAAGGCCAUGUCCAUGCAGCGGCCGCCGCAUAGCUCCUCCCCGGGCAGUCCUUACGGAUACACAG
Molecule: messenger RNA, 2453 nt
Organism: Penaeus vannamei (Pacific white shrimp)
Lineage: Eukaryota; Metazoa; Arthropoda; Malacostraca; Decapoda; Penaeidae
Source: RefSeq, a predicted model, not a curated record